AAAGGUUCAGGAAGAGUACCAGGAUGGCGCUGACUUCUAUAUUUUGGUGCGCAGUUGGUUAUUUCGUUCUGGUACACAUGGCGGUGGCACUUGCUGAAUUUUCCUGCAGGAGCUCAAGCAUUUGCAAAAAUGAAAGUGACGUAUGCUGUGAAAAUGCAAAUGGAAAUCAGUGGUGUUGCCCAGAGACUAAAAUAUGCUGCAACGAAGAGACUGGAUGUUGCUUGUCCCGAAAUCAGGAAUCUCAAGGCAAACAGAAGGCACUGUUCAAAAGAAAAAUUUUGAAACAAACUAAGAAGCCAACACUUUUGGACAAGUUUAAAAGACAUGAAAUCAAAUUUUUAAGUUUGACACCCAAAUACAAAAAAUGUGAUAAAGAGGGAAUAUUUUAUUGUCCGGAACAGGAAACCUGUUGCGAAUCUUCUUCGGGUCUUUGGAAGUGUUGUCAGUACGAAAACGGGACUUGCUGUGGAGACAAAGAGAACUGUUGUCCUGCCAAUAGGACGUGCGACGGAGAAGGGUGCAAAAAAUUAGGUCCAAGCUUUGAGAACGUCCAAGCUCCAGGAGAAUUUUGCCCUGACCAAAAACAGGUGUGCCCGGACACUUUCUCCUGUUGUUUAAAUGGCAUCGAAACGUAUGGGUGUUGUCCGUAUAGGGAUGCUGUUUGCUGUCCAGAUCUCCUGAACUGCUGUCCCCCGUUGACGGAAUGUGACAUCGUAGAGAAAAAGUGUGUUCCAUUUCGGCAUCAGACUGGGCAGUAUACCAAAAAUAUACCUUUCACAAGGCUUCGUAUGAAUAAAUAACUGGCUGUUGGUUUUUCUGAUCUUUACUUUUCAAACUUUUGUGCCAAUAAAAA
Messenger RNA from Uloborus diversus, 853 nucleotides. Its product is annotated as progranulin-like. The coding region runs from base 24 to 800 and encodes 258 amino acids. The record is from RefSeq and is a predicted model, not a curated record. The transcript has 3 exons. Gene Ontology annotation, cellular component: extracellular region. NCBI's taxonomy places the organism in Eukaryota, Metazoa, Arthropoda, Arachnida, Araneae, Uloboridae.